Coniosporium apollinis CBS 100218 is the source of this 1890-nucleotide messenger RNA. RefSeq lists its product as uncharacterized. The record is from RefSeq and is a predicted model, not a curated record. Bases 1 to 1890 code for a protein of 629 amino acids. Gene Ontology annotation, cellular component: membrane. Gene Ontology annotation, biological process: transmembrane transport. The transcript is spliced from 4 exons. Gene Ontology annotation, molecular function: transmembrane transporter activity. NCBI's taxonomy places the organism in Eukaryota, Fungi, Ascomycota, Dothideomycetes.
AUGGCGCCUCCUCAAUCCACCAGCGCGGCCACCUCGUCCCCUUCAGGCCCCUCCAUAACAAUCUCCUCGCCCUCGAACCCCACAACCCCGACCCACGAGCGUCACUCCUCCAUCUCCUCCCAUACCAGCACCUCCUCUGCCGCCUCGACCGCAACAGACGACUCCCGCAUCCACCCGCCCAACGACGAUCACCUGUCUAUAUACCACGGCGACCUCGGCGCAGAGAGGGUGCUCAGUCCGGCGCUAUCCCGCACGAAUUCGAGACGGCCGCCGUCGCUGAAGCGGAAUGUGACGGCGAAGUCGAUGGGUGGGGCUUCGGUGAUGACAACUGCGACGUCGGAUCCAGUGUUUGAGAUUGACUUUGACGAGGAUGAUAGAGCGAAUCCGAAGAAUUGGAGCAUCAAGAUGAGGGGCUUGAUUAUUGGGGGUGUGAGCUAUUCGACCAUGACUGUCGUCCUCUACUCUACCUCUUACACAUCCGGCAUCCCGGGGAUGAUGGAGACCUUCGGCAUCAGCUCUACAACAGUCAUAGUGCUAGGCCUCACGACCUACCUCUUCGGGCUGGCCGUCGGCUCUGUUGUCCUAGCUCCCCUCUCAGAGAUGUACGGGCGCAGGCCUAUCUAUUUGUUCACAAUGGCGCUCUUCAUGCUCCUUAUUCUGCCAUGUGGUCUAGCUCAGAAUCUUGAGACGAUACUGAUCACACGCUGGUUCGGAGCCUUCAUGGGCGCAGCGAUGAUUGGGAACGCGCCGGGAACCGUGAGCGAUAUUGUGAGCGACGAGCACCGGGCGCUAGCGUUUAGUAUAUGGAGCAUUGGGCCUAUGAAUGGGCCCGUCAUCGGCCCCUUAAUAGGCGGCUUUGUCUACGAGUAUCUCGGCUGGCGCUGGACCAACUGGAUAGUGAUGAUCAUGUCCGGCGUCGCUUUCGCCAUCAUGGCUUGUAUACCGGAGACGUACGCGCCGGCCAUCCUGCGUCGCCGCUCUAAGAAGAAGAAGAAGGAGGCGGGAGACAAUAGAUGGUGGAGCCGCUAUGAUGAUAAGACGAACUUCUGGCCGCUGCUUAAGGUGAAUCUGAGCAGACCGUUUGUCAUGACUGUUACGGAGCCGAUAUGUAUAUUCUGGGACCUCUACAUCGCCGUUAUCUACGCAAUCCUCUACCUCUGCUUCGUCGCCUACCCAAUCGUCUUCUCUCAGCUCCGCGGCUGGUCCCCCGGCCUCACCGGUCUCGCCUACUGCGGCAUCGGCACGGGUUCCCUCAUCAUCAUCGCCUGCGAGCCCCUCUGCCGGCGCCUCAUCAACAGCCACGCCCCGGACCCGUCUACCGGCCGCCCGCCUCCGGAAGCAAUGGUCGCGGUCGUCUGCAUCGGCUCGAUUUGCGUGCCGGCCGGCCAGCUCAUGUUUGCGUGGACCUGCACCCCGAACGUGCACUGGAUCUGGCCAAUUCUGGCGGGGAUACCGUUUGGGGCGGGGAAUUGUGCGGUGUUUAUUUACAGUAGUAACUACCUUGUUCACAGCUACGGCAUCUACGCGGCUUCAGCGCUCGCGGGGAACGCGGUUGCAAGGAGCGUGGUGGGGGGUACGCUGCCGCUGGCGGGACCGGCGAUGUAUCAGGCGCUUGGGGCGAAUUGGGCGGGUACGGUGCUUGGCCUUAUGGAGGUGGUGUUGAUCCCGAUUCCGUUUGUGUUUUAUAAGUUUGGCAGCAAGAUUAGGGAGAAGAGUGCCUUGAUUAGGAGUAUGAGGGAGGAUGCGGAGAGGUUGCAGGGAAAGAAGAUGAAGGCGGAGGAGAAGAAGGCGGCAGAGGGGAGAGAAAGGAAGGCUGGCGCUGAGGGGAAGGAUUUGGAGAGUGGAGGAGUGUUAGCUGAGGUGGGAGUGAAAGAUGAGAAGGGAGGUUGA